GAACUUAUCCCUGUUUGUCUCUUCCUCAGCCCGAGCGGGAGUGAGCUGCGAAGUGUACCUGAAGUUGUUGACUACCUAGUGACGGAGGGCACCUGUAAGUGUGGUCUGCAGUGCCCCCUCCGCGUCGAGCACACCUUCAACUUCGACCCAAAGGUGGUGCGCUCUCGGCCCACCUUGCUGCCGGAGCUGGGCGGCGGCGACAUGACCAAGCUGUGCAACCACCGCAGGAAGCUCGCCAUCGCCUUCACCCACCACCUGCACAACAACGCCAAGAAAGGUGCGUUGAGGGGCGGAGAAGCUCACCUGGAGGAUGGAAGGAAGAAGCGUAAACGGAAAGCAUCGGAAAGCGUCGAGGCCCCAGCGCCGGGAACCCGAGGCCCCACCCCGUCGCAGCUGCCCAGAGGUACCCCAAGCCCUGCCCAGCUGCCGAGAGGGACGCCAAGCCCGGCACAGCUCCCCAGAGGCACCCCGAGCCCCGCACAGCUGCCCCGGGGAACACCGAGCCCAGCGCAGAUGCCGAGGGGGGUAGCCACGCCGACGCAGAUGCCCUGUAGCCCCCACAACCCGGUGCACUUGCCCAGGUUACCAUCACCUGCCCAGAUGGUGCGGGGGACACCAACGCCCACGCAGAUACCCAGGGGGCCGCCGACACCCUCCCAGAUGUCCCCCUUCAAUCAGCAGCAGCAACAACAACAACAGCAGCAGCAGCAGCAGAACGCAUUCCACCCACAACAAAACUGGGGCAUGACAGGUGGGAUGAUGGGCAUGAUGGGGGGUGUGGGGUACGGGCCCAGGCCAGGCAUGAUGAACGCAGGGCCCGGCUGUAACCACCACUACCCGCAGCAGCAGCACUGUGGCACCGGAUCACACAACUGCUGCGACGCCCACCACCACUUCCCCGUCAACAUGCCUCCGAACAUGAACGCCGUCGGUGGGCCAAACAUGAACCCCGUGAUGGGACCUCUGCGGCCUGGCAUGGGACCUAACUUCGGAGAGAUGGUCAGGGCUAACAUGUGUCGCCCUACAGACCCCUCCAUGUUCCGCUGUGGCAGGCCCCAGGGUCCCAGUCCUCUACCCCAGCAACAAAUGGCACAGCAUCAACCUCAGCCCCAGCAGCAGCCAUUAUCACAGCAACAGCAGUCACAGCACCACCAGCAGAUGCAGUUACAAGCCCAGCAGCAGCAGCAUCAGACUCAGCAAAAGCUACACCAGCAACAACAACAACAACAGCAACAAAAGCGAUCGUUACAGCCUCAGGAUCAAGGACAACCCCCGCAGCAAGGUCCUCCUCCUCCUCCGCCUCCUGGGAUGAUGGUUCCAGGCCCGCAUGUCAUGGCCAAUAUACGAGGCGUCGGACCUCAUCCAAACAUGAUGAACAAUAUGAUGUGCCGCAUGCCAGGCUCAGGAAUGAUGAUGCCAAGGGUUCCUCCGCCGGGGGUCAUGGCCACUCCACAGACCGCCAGUGAGCAGCCUUCAGUUCCUACGUCGUUUUGGGAAGAGGGAGAGAAGCGUCGCAAAACAGGGGGAAGGGCGAGGAAGCGUUUCAAGGGCACGAUCGAACGCGCUUCCCCGUGUCCGAACGUUGACGUGCGGAACAUGCAGAAUGAGCAGCAGUCUGGCCCGGCAGGGAGUGGCCAAGGUGGUCCAGGCCCUCCUGCCUCCGGCCCUUCCUUCAUGGACGACCCGAGUGGUUACCUAGCGCAGCAGACGGCCCUACUUAAUAACACCAUGGCGGGCGGGGGAAUGGGCCAGUUCUCACCGCAGGCUCCAGGCGUGUCCCCAAGACCGCCACCUACAUCAGCGCCACACUCCGCUGCUCCACCAGUCAGUGUUAUGAUCAUGCCCCAGCAACAGCUUCAGCCUCAGUCUCAAGCAGGAGCAAUGGGGGCAGGAACCUGUGCAGCAUCCCUCAGUGCUCAGGUGUCCUCAUCCCCAGCUGUUGUCCCUCUGCCCAGCAAUGUUCCUCUACCAGCAAGAGUGAGCAAAGCCGCCACUCAGACCACCAACACCGUCAUGACAACGCCCACUGUCCUUUCCUCACAGUCAAGUCACACCAACUCCACGAGGACCACCACACCAACGUUUUCUUUGCCCGUCACCACCGCUGCGAACCCAAAGCCUCACCACCUCAGUACUGCCACCAGUGACACUAAGAGUGGCGCUGCAGAGAAGGGUAACAGUCAGGUGGAUGUAACCUUGCAGGCAAGUCAGAACAAUGAGGAAGUUGAGAUAUUUUCACCUAAAGUUGCUAAAGGAGAGUCCAGUAGUCUUGUACAAACCACCACUGUGACGUACACCUCAUCGUCUACUCUCACCACCGUCACAAAGAUAACAGACUCCAUGGCAGUCACCACGCAGGCUGGCUCUGGCUGUUCCCACCAGAAGAAAGAGGCCAGGCUGUGCUUGAAGAUGGAGGAUGUGUCUCAUAAGAUUAAGCGUGAAUCAAAUUCACCGGUAGAAAACUUGAAGCCUCCAGUUACAUCGUCAAGUACCAAGGAAUUCAUAAAAGCUGAUCCUUGCCAGAAAGAAUCCGCCGUUGUGAAGCAGUGUGAGAGUGAGGCCAGCAGCCCCGAGCAGCGUCCCAGCAGUGGCCCGAGCAGCAGUGUUGAGAACAUGUCUGCCAACAAGCCCCUCACCCCCGGGCCACCUGGCGUCAGCACCGUAGCAGGAGUCACUCAGUCCCCGCUGGAAAUGGUACAAAGCAUAGUUAGUAGUAUUCCUGUCCCGUCAUCACUCGGAACUCUUCGGCCAAGUCCUCAGCAACAGCCACUGUCUCAGAUCCCGCCGCCGCCGCCGCCACUUUCACAGCCCCAGCAGCCACCACAGCUGUCACAGCAGCAGCCAACACCAGUUCCUGUGUCACUGUCGCCGGGUAUCUUCAAUUGCCCCAUAUCCACCAACGUGACUGUGUAUAGUGGAGGUGGAUCAGGGGGAUUGGUCCGUGCCUCGGGACCCGUGCUGGUGAAUGGCCCCGCCCCGGCCCAGACUGUGUUUGCCACCAGCAGUGGAGCCGUCACUUGCCCUGCCAGCAUGGUGGUGGUGUCCUCCCCCUUCAGCAAGGGCACCGGCAGCACGGGUGCCGCCGUCACGUCAGGCAUGGCGGGGGUGGUGGGGGUGCAGGCCGCCGUGCCCCAGGUGCAGGUGCAGCAGCAGCUGGCACCCAUGCAGCAGCACAUGCAGCCUCAGCUUCAGCCACAGUUGCAGCCACAACUACAGCCACAGCUACAGCAACACCUUCAGCCUCAGUUACAACCUCAGAUUCAGCCACAACUUCAACAGUUCCAGCCUGUACAGCCUGUGGUGCAGCUAGUCAACACAUUUGCCACAAUGCAAGCUCCAGUUAUUAUUCAGAAUGGCGGCAACAUCAUCCAGUCAUCAGCUGGUCUGCUGCACAGCCCGGGAGGCAUGAUAACCGCCCCCGCCAACCUUCCACAAGGAACUAUCAUGGCGGGGCAGUCACUUGUCCCUGCUACGGCAGCCACACUGGCCGUGGAGACCGCACCACACCAGCACCACCAGCACCAGGGGCAGGUGGGCCAGCCACAGUCCUCGCCACACCUCCAGGUGGCCCAGGUUGUCACGACUGGCCUUGCCGGGGAAACGGUGGAGGAUUCCCGGACAAGGAAUGCUUCAACUCCUCUGGGAACUUCAGGUUCAACUCCCUCUACCCCACACUCCACUCCCGGCUCCACUCCUGGCUCUGACACUCCCUCCAGCGGCGGGUCGUCAGGAGGCCGUCGUCGCAAGCGGAGACGCAACACUUCCACGCCACAAGGAUUAUCUACCUCACAGUCGUCGCCGCAGCAUCACCAGCAGCCGCAGGGAGGAUUAGUGCCUGCAAUAAUUAUGGGCAACAAAGUUCCUCAGCACAUGGUGAUGAACGGUCCUCACAUGACCCAGAUGUCGCCCUACGGUGCCAUGGGCACCAUGGCUGCUGCGGGACAGAUGGCACAGGUAGCCACAGUCACCAGUCAGGUAGGUGGCGGGCAGAUGCUGCAGGCAGCAGCUGCACAGGGGACUGGGGCCAUCAAUGUCGUCCAGAUGGUGGGGAACACAAUACCCAAUUUGCCAGUACAAGUACACAACCCACCCGCCAUUGUUGUUGGUUCAGCGCCUCCACAGGGUGUGGUAAUCAACCAGCUCGCAGAUGGAACCUUUAUAUCGACUGAUCCCAACACUGGCAUGUCAUACCCAGUUCAGCUGCAGCUUUCUGGCGGCCACAUUGUGGGUGUGACUCCCGCUGCCAGCGCUUCAGGAGGGAUGGUGGGGCCGCUGACCACGGGGCCAGCCGCCGGGGGCAUGCCGGCCAUGGUUGCCGUGCGUCCCCCUGUUCCUCACACAGCGGCCGUGGUCAGCGGUGCCAAGGUGGUGAACAUCUCCCCGUCUCCAGCCUCAACACAGCUUCCUGGGGGAGCUGGUGUACACGUUCUGCCCGUCACUGCAGCUCCGGCAAACUACCAAGCUGCCGGCACCAGUGUUAGUCCUGGACAGGCCGUGUGUGUGGGCCAGGUGACCGCACCCUCAGUGGUGGUGACCUCAGAGUACAUGGGUGGUCAGCCGGUGGUGAUGAGUGGAAGUGCCAACAACAGCAGCACCACAGUUGUGCAGCACAAGACAACCAUUGUACAGCAGCGCACCACCCUCGUCACUACACAAGGCAGCGACGAGUCUGGCACACAUUCCUCGGUCUCCACCCAGACACCCGGCGGCCUGGGGGAGAGUGAUGUCAGCAGCUCAGACUGUGUGAGCACAGCAACGCCGUCCUCGCCCUCCCACCAGAGUGCGGAAGUCACCACGACGCGGCACGAUGAAGAUGCCUCCCCCCCCACUGACCCGCCCCUCCCACUCCCGUCACACACCCCGGAGAAGAACAAACGGUCCAUUCCUGAGGAGCCCCACAGUGCAUCCACCUCAGAAGAGGUGGUUGCGUGUAGCCGCGGAGUGGUGUGGGGGCCGCACAGGGGCCACCACUACUGGCCGGCCCAGGUGCUUCACCAGGUUGGUGGUGAGUGUGUGGUGCAGUGGUACGGGGACCACCGCGUGGACACGGUCAAACAUUCCGUCCUCACCACAUUCCCCAUUGUCCCUCCCCACGCCCCCGCCAGACGCAGUGUGAGAGGAAGAAACGCUCUUGAGAAGGCCAUCGCUGAGGCGCUCAAGGCCAGCACAACUGACCUCCAGGACUACCAAGAGCUUCAACAGAGGAGCAAGAACAACAACAUUGAGGCUCCGGUGCGCCUGGCUGCCGCGGAGGACGGCUCACAGAUGGGUGUGACCGGCCGCCUCAAGACCAAGGCCAGCAGCAAGCUGGCCAAGCCGGCCCUCAAGUGCCAGGACAUGAACAUUUCCAUCAUUUACCAAGACACUUUAGGGGAAGGAAACAGAAAAAUUACAAAUAAAGUAAAGACGUUGCCAAUGAGUGCAUCUCUGGUCCCCUGCGAGUCUCCGAUGCCUCCCCCCCACCUCCUGCUCCCCGCCCCACCCCCCAUGGCCCCACCCCCCACCACCACCACGCCCACCACCCUUGUGGCAGCUACAAGGUCCAGUCCAAGAAGAAGGGUUAGGUGAUAUACAGUUUUCAGAACUUUAUAAGCCUAGAUCUUUGCAAGACUUUAAGACAAAGUUGUAUUUUAUCUUAUUUAUGAGUUGUAUUUAUAACAGUUCAUAUCAUUUAUUAUUUGAGCUGUGAGCUGUGUCAUGCAAGGGUACCAAAGGUAUCUAAACAGUAACAACACUCUUCCUUUUCAUUAAUCAUCCGCAUUUAUAUUUUCCACCGAUUAUUGUUUAUCAUUAUUUGAAUGAAGUAAGUUCAUUCAUGUAAAUUAGUAUGUGCCAUGCUAAGCCUAGUAAUUUCCAUAUAGAGGUUCAUAUCUAACACCAGCAGGUUAUCCAUCCUCCCUAUGUACUCAAGCUCUUGCUGAGCAGUCAGACUAAACCCCAGGACAGACACACUCCUCAACACACUGAGGAGCAAAAUCUGCACCCCAGCUGUGGUCCUUCUUUCACCCCCUUUCUCUUUGUCAUUAUUAUCAUUGGUUGCCACCACUGCACCGUCAUGUGCCAGGAGUGAUACUUUGCGUCUCAGGUUGGGUGCAACUCUAGUGAAUCUCACAUGAUAGGUGUACCAGCAAAGGAUAUCACUUCCUCAGUACAGGACAGGUGUGACAGUGCCCCCUCACACAACUUACGUCAUUGAUUGUAUAGUGGCACUGCUCCAUCUCAGGUUAAAUGUGGUACUGCUUAAUUUUAGAGGAUAUGUGUUUAUUCCUGUCACCUACUAAUCAGCUGUUACAACCUUCCCUCCCAUAGUAAGUUGUGGCAUUCUUCCUUCACACUAAAGGUUGUAUUUUGCUUCACCUCAUCUGACGUGCCACAUCUACCUCCCUCAGCAUUGGACUAAUGCAAGACUGAUCCUACUCUGUCCUUUUCUUACAAUACAUUCAUAGUUUCAUCAUUGAGUGAGGCUUGUUAUUACUGAAUCUUCUCCUUAGAUAUGAUUGUAGCUUCCUGAUCUCUGCAAGGUGUCACUGGCUGAUACACAUUAUGUAUGUUACAUAUUUCAUUUCCCAGUCAUGACUUACCAGCAUGUGCUUCUAUUUACCCAUUAUUGUGAGUAUAUCACUGCUCCAUUAAUUGUUCUAUAUAUGAGACUAUUAAGAACUGAUGAUCAAUUUUCAGUUUCUUUAUGCCAAGUCUGAUUGCUGGCACAAUGCUACAGCCAUUACAGUACUCUGUGUGGCUGCAGCCUUUGGAGCACACUGCGGCACAGCUCUAGCUCACAACGCAAGGUUCACCGGCCAUCAGCAUAACUGUAGCGCUACGUUCUGACAGGGAUGUUGGCUCUGGUACAUUCAAAGUGCACUCCACUUCAACACGGCUUCCUGGCUCUUGAAUAAAAUAGGUUAUACUUUUUGUAUGACUCAAAGGUCAUUAAGAAAAGAGUUCCUCUUCUUGUUGCUCCUAGUGACAAGAUAACAUUGAACUUUAAAGAUUGUGAAAAUGUUCUAGUUUUAUACCAACUGUGGCAGUGACUCAAAUCUUGGCUUGUAAAGUUCUUUUUUAUCUGAAAGAUAAUUACUGGAUACAAAUUUGACAUACUAGUUAUUCCUCAACUUUUAUUUGAAUAUUAGAUGACAUGGUAGCUAUCAGAGUUAUAGAUGCAAAUAUUAUAUUUUGUUUAGUAUUAUUCAUACACAUUGUGAUUACAUUCAAGUAAACUAACAUCAUCUUGCCAUGUUCUUAGUAAUAUAUUUUUAUCAAAGUGUUAUUCUAUGAUGAUGGACACAAAGACUUUUUGAAAGUGUUGGUUUCUCAAAGAGAAAUGUCUGCACACUCUUGCUGGAGUCCAUUCAGGCAGUGUUCAUCUGGCACCCAGGGAGAGUUGUCAGGCCUCUGAUGAUUGGCUGUAUCCUUUCCGGCAAAACAACAUUGCAGUCUGCUAUGUAAAGUUUCCCACAGCUUUCUGUAGUCUUAAUAUCAAUUUCUGUGUUGAACUGAAAAUAUUAAUGUAUAGCUCAACAGCAUAAAGUCUCAGGAAAUCUCCUACCACAUUUAUCACCAGCAGACUGAUCAGCUGAAGGUUAUUCAGGAAGAUUUCCACCAGAUUGCUGCCAACUUUCCAGUGUCUCCAAGACAGUGUGUUAUGGGCGGUUGGCAGUGACGCGAAAAACUCUAGGGACACAGCCAGUCACGUUUACAUUACUUAACAGCUCCUGACUUUUGUUGUCAAACCAUGAGAGCAUGUGAGACUGACAGACAACCUCCAUUAGAGCAAAUGAAAUUCAUACAGUCAGGAGAGGCCUCACAAACGCCUCCCAGGUGCAAGAGGAUCACAUGGCUUGAGCAGACUCCAGCAGUCCCUUCUUAGGAUUACAUACUAAACAAUAUAGUGUGGGGAGGGUGGAGGUUCCUGUGUGGCCAGAGAUGAAUGUCAGUGUCAGUGGUGUAACUGUAUCCAAAGGUAUUUUACUGAGUUAUAGAUUUGUAAAUUAACUGUAAGGUUUCUGAUGUAUUAAUUAGAAACUGAAAUGAAUCCAUAGGGUAAAAGAGAUUUUGAAAUUUCUUUAUAUCAAAGAGAUGCUGUGGAAAAAUAAGCUGAACUCUGAAUUCAGUCGGUUGAUUCAAGGGGUCAUAAAGGCUGUUUUGUAUAUAAAUAUUUUUUCUUACUUAUUAGUUUAUAAAUUUUGUUAUAUGAAAUCAAAGGGGUAUGUUUAUGGAGGAAGAAAUUUCUAAAGUUUACUGUUCUCUAGCCAAGCUUAGGAAUGAAGGAUGUGGACUACACGCUGCAACACAAAUCAAAAGGAAGGCAAAGCAUUGUGGACGAGUAGGGUCAAUCAUACACCAGCAUCCUUACCUUACUUGCUUCUUACUUACAGUUCUAUUGAUUUUACAAAGAUUUAAUUGUACAUAAAUAAUUUUAUGCUUGUUAAAAGACUAAUAUAUGAAUGGUCAUUGAUUAGUCAUUAGCUCUUAGUAACAUAACAGUUCUCAUGACUGUGAGGGUCGUCAUGGUUGAUAUCGUUUAUCUUCAUUUAAUGUACUAUCUGUAUAGCAAAGUUCUGUAUGUUUAUUGAAAAUAUAUUAGUAUUAAGUAUCUGGGAUAGAAAAAAGUACUCUAGCUAAGAAUUAUGCUUAAAACUAUUCACAGUAAAGCCUUAUAUCAAGUGGUGAAGAAUUGCAGACGUCUUCCACUAACACCCAGCAGGCUUUCCAGGUUCAAAAUAGCAUCUCAUGUUAUGGAUUUGACUUACUUAUUUGUGAAACUCAUAAAUCUGUCAUAUUCAGUCAAUAAGUUAAGUUGAUCGAUUUACCCUACACAAUGCUGUCCUAGCAGUGACACUCCCCAAGGAUGCCCCCUGCUACACUGACUGAGCAAGCCAGGUUGUGUUACACGUGCCAGCUAGCAUUUAGCCUCAACCCAUCACAACCCAGAGAAGAAGAAUGUCUUAAGGUGCCUUCAGUGUGCCAGUAUUAGUGGAAAGUAUCUAUGUGAUAGUGCGCAUUUUGUACACAUUUAGUGGAUCGUAUUUAUGAAAGGAUGACAAUAAAUGGUGAGUUUCCAGGUCAUAGACUGCAUUGUUGAUAACCAUAAUUGUGAAUCAAAACUGUAAUACAAAGUUUUAUUUUACAUAAGAGGACUUAAGACAAAGUCACCUCAAUCAAAUUUAUGUAAGAUUACACAUUGGUCAUAAUUGGCUGUAGCUUCAGAACUUGGAAAUGGUUAUUAUUAUUUAUUUGAAUAUUUCACCAAUUCAAUAUUUCAAGGUUUGAUCUGUGUACUUGAAGACUUGGCCUCAGAGAGAAUCCUAAUAUACUCAUUUUUUCCAGAUUGUCUGUAAGUAGCCAUACAAGUUUUCAGUAUCUGAUAAUGUCCAGAUAAUUUGUCUCUGCUUUGCUGCCUUGCACGAGAGGCAGCUCAGUUUCUUUGGCUGAGCAUCCUGAAGUUGUAAUAAGAUUAAUUGCAAUACAUCAUUUUAUAUUAAUGCUAAUUUUCUUUUGGUAAGUUGUUGAGUAUGUUAAUUACUUAAUAUUUAAAACCUUUUACUUCAUAUCAGUGUGUAUAGAAAGUACUAUAUUGACUGUCAAUAAUUGGUGUAUGAUUCGUAGCAUUGUUCAGGUUGAAGAAUAUUAUUACUCGGUCUGGUAUGAGUUGAGUAAAGGUUUAAUGACUAAUUGUUAAGUACAGAAGCAAUAUGUUCCGCCAUCAGCCAGAACACUCACCGCACCGUCAUCCAAGGUGUUCGUACAGGCAGCUUGGAAAAAAGGUCAAUAGUUAGGAUGUGUGACUUGUCAGAGCAAAGGUAACACUCAUUUAUCUUCAGCAGUAUCCAGAAAAUGAUUAUAUGCAUUUCAGUGUUUCCAUAGAUUUCCUUCUCAUGAGUUUUCUUUGUUGGUUUUCAUUCAUUAUGUAAUUACUUUUUCAUAUGGCCAAUUUCUUUGCCAAAUUAACAUUAUAACAUAACUGCUAAGUACAAAUUAUGUAUUUCAAGUUGUGUAACUUUGACUUUUAUUUCUUUAUUGUAUUAAGUCUUGGUGAAUAUCAUCAUAAGUUUGUGUAUAUUUGUAUUUUACUGCAUGAGAUUAUUAAGGGAUUGACUGUGGUAUGGGUUGCCUGGGAGGACAAGAUUGCCAUUUAUCUUAAAACAGUGCUUGGUAGGAGUUGCCGGCGCUCCGUGUAAGAAGUGUGUAUUAACUUAGUUACGCUUAUGUUUGGGGUCAUUUAAUGUUACGUGAGUGGAGGCCGGAGUGACUUCUAUCAUGCGACUGGUGAUACUAUUCUUGUGUUAUGAGCCCACAUGCCAAAGACUAAACACCACAUCACAGGGUAGUGUGGUGAUGAUAAAGGUUUGCACCAUGUUGUAACUCUUUAAAGGUAAUAUAAAAGAGGAUGUGGUUUACAUAUUAUGUUUUUACAAAGGAGUAUUGCUUGUUUUUAACCUCCUGCAGAUAGUGACCAGUGUUGCCACAGUGUACAAGUUGUUGGCUGGUGAUGACGAUGAUGAUGGGUCUGUGUGAGGGCGUGCGCUGUACAGAGAGAAAGAAAGUGAACUCAAUGUACAAAUUUAGUAGUGAUGUGUUGUAUGGGGUAUAUAUUUUGAGUCAACAUGAACCCUGAAAGAUAAAAGUUGACUAUAAAUAUUAAUUAUUUCAAUAAUGUAUUUAAGUAGUUAAAAACAAACAGAAUAAUUCACAGUGUUGCAACAAGUCCAGCAUUAGAGUUUGUUUUGCUCCUGAAAGUGAAGGUGGCUGGCCUGCCGGCGAGCGUAGGAGUCGAGAAUACUAGACGUGAGCAGCUUCCUAGCUUUGUUGGUCACUCCCACCGGGGGUGUCUGGUGCACUGACUGGCAACACUUGUUUUCUGCAAGCCAAAGAUGCUCGUUGAGUUGCUGUACAGGUUCAGGUUGUUCGAGCUUAGACUAGAAAUAGAGAAGUGUGGUUUAUAUUGUGUGUACAGAAGAAUUAUUAUAAAAUGGAAUUCUUAGAUUUUGAAAUGAAGAUAACGUCCCAGUUUUUGGUCAGUAAUGGACCUCUUGUUAAUUAACCACCAAGUGGUUUGUUUCAUGUUCAAAUGCAUUAUGGGUGUGUAUUCCCAUUAGACCGCACAGGUCUUAGUAAGAUGUAUAUUUUGCCUUGAUAAAUUAUAUUGGGAGCCACACACAUGUUGAACAUUGUUGUCUCACUACCUAUUUCCUACUGACCAGUCUGCAGACAAAAAUUGAUUACAUUAGUUUACACAGUUUUAUUUUUUUAUUAUGUUAUUUAUUACUUAAUCUGUAACUAAUCCUGAGUGUAUGCUUUCUUGAGUUCAUUAAUAAACAGACAGACUAAGCGUGUAGCGCGAGGGAACACCCCUGCAGACUGACGAUGCCUUCUUUAUAACCAUUUUCCACACCAUCCCGGUCUCUGCCUUACAUCACGACGGCCAUUCUCUAGGACCUUGAUAGUCAAAAUCUUAACUCUCCAACAUCAUAUUUUUGUAUUUGUUAUAUAUAUUCGCACACAAGGUUUGUAACAUAAACCUAAAACAUAUGAAAAGAGGAACAUCUGAGUCCUAUGUCAGGAUAGUGUUGAGAUGUUUCUCACAAUGGUCUUAGAUUAUUGACAUAAUGAUGUACAUUCAAAAAUGUCUAAACUUCUCUUACUCUUUACUUAAUUUACCCUUCAUGAAAUUCCUAUCCUUCCACUUCCCCCUUCAGUCUCUCCUUGGUAAAGAAGCAAUCUGUUUGUUGCACUUCUGGACACCCCUACCUAAGAGGUAUCUUGAUAUUAUACUAGUUUCCCCUUUUGCUUUAACAAAAUGUCAAGCUUUAUCCAAUACACAGUUUCAACUUCUAGUAUA
Eriocheir sinensis (Chinese mitten crab) is the source of this 11839-nucleotide messenger RNA. Its product is annotated as trithorax group protein osa-like. NCBI's taxonomy places the organism in Eukaryota, Metazoa, Arthropoda, Malacostraca, Decapoda, Varunidae. The record is from RefSeq and is a predicted model, not a curated record. The transcript has 8 exons. Bases 202 to 5568 code for a protein of 1788 amino acids.